AGCAAAAGAAACAAACGCCGUCCACUAGCUUUUUUCUCUCUCUCCCAUUCAUGUCGCUGGUGUAACGUUAGCAGUCCACACACACGCACAGACAAGAAACCCACGCUCACAUUCUGACCGGAACACAGAAGUCCUGCACAAAAAAACAACAACCUCAGAUUCAUAGGAACGCUCAUAACUUUGCACAGACGCAGCCACCAUGGCGGAAGCUCACCAGGCGGUGGCUUUUCAGUUCACCGUCACUCCGGAUGGCAUCGACCUGCAGCUGUGCCACGAGGCUCUGCGCCAAAUCUACCUCUCUGCUCUUCAUUCGUGGAAGAAAAGAUUCAUUCGUUUCAAGAAUGGAGUUAUGACUGGAGUGUACCCAGGCAGCCCUGGUGGUUUCAUGGUUGUGGUCGUAUCUUACAUGUCAUACAAUAAAUACAACCAGUUGGAUCCAUCUCUUGGUUUGAUUUCCAAAUUGGGACAACACAUGCCUAUAAGCAAAUAUAUGUGUACAAACAGUCAGCAGAUUGUGGGCGGAGUGCUGGUGGGCACAGGUCUAUGGGUGACCAUAAUCAUGGUAAUGAGGAAUGUCCUCAAGUGCUUGUUGUCAUGGCAUGGAUGGAUGUAUGCAAGCCACGGCUCUGUAUCCUUUUCCACUCGACUGUGGAUGUUGUUAGUAAAGGUGUUCUCUGGAAGGAAACCAAUGCUCUAUAGCUUCCAGAAUUCUUUGCCUCGGCUGCCUGUUCCGUCUGUCCAGGAUACCUGCACGAGGUACCUGGAGUCAGUCCGCCCACUUAUGGAUGAUGAAAAGUAUGAGCGGAUGAAGAGCCUGGCAAAGGACUUUGAGAUGAAUCUGGGGCCGAGACUGCAGUGGUACGUCAAACUGAAGUCGUGGUGGACCUCAAAUUAUGUCAGUGACUGGUGGGAAGAGUAUAUUUACCUUAGAGGUCGAGGGCCCAUCAUGGUCAACAGCAACUACUAUGCAAUGGACUUCCUGUAUGUGUUCCCAACCUCCAUUCAGGCUGCCAGAGCAGGUAAUGCCAUUCACGCAAUCAUGCUCUACAGAAGGAAGCUGGACCGAGCCCAGAUCAAACCGAUAUACUUGCUGGCAAACAAGGUCCCUCUGUGUUCGGCUCAGUGGGAGCGGAUGUUUAACACUACCCGCGUCCCUGGUUUGGAAACAGACAUCCUUCAGCACAUGAAUGACAGCAAACACAUAGCAGUGUACCACAAGGGCCGCUUUUUCAAGGUGUGGAUGUUUUACGACGGACGGCUGCUUUUGCCGCGAGAGAUCGAGCAGCAGAUGGAGAGAAUCUUGGCUGACAAGUCUGAGCCCAUGCCAGGAGAGGAGAAGCUUGCUGCCCUUACUGCAGGAGAGAGAACCCCGUGGGCACAGAGACGUGACGCCCACUUCAGCCGCGGCAGGAACAAGCAGUCCCUGGAUGCCAUCGAGAAGGCUGCCUUCUUUGUGACUCUCGAUGACACAGAGCAACGUUUCGACCAAAGCAACCCAGUGAAGUCUCUGGAUAGUUACGCCAAGUCCUUGCUCCAUGGAAAGUGCUACGACAGGUGGUUUGAUAAAUCCUUUAAUCUGAUAGUUUUUAAGAAUGGCACCAUGGGUCUGAAUGCAGAGCACUCUUGGGCCGAUGCUCCGAUCAUUGGUCAUCUGUGGGAGCACGUGCUCUCAAUGGAUCCCUUUAAGCUGGGAUAUACCGAUCAGGGGCACUGCUGCGGGGAGCCCCAUCCCAACCUGCCUUCACCCCUGAGGCUGCAGUGGGACAUUCCUUCUGAGUGCCAAGAAGCCAUCGAGACAUCGCUGACAGUUGCCACGACACUGGCUAAUGAUGUGGACAGCCACAUUUUCCCUUUCAAUGACUUUGGGAAGGGUCUCAUCAAGAAGUGCCGCACCAGUCCUGAUGCCUUUAUCCAGAUUGCCCUGCAGUUGGCUCAUUACAGGGACAAAGCAAAGUUCUGCCUGACCUAUGAAGCCUCCAUGACCCGUUUGUUCCGUGAGGGCCGAACCGAAACGGUCCGCUCUUGCACCAUGGAGACGUGCGCCUUUGUCCAUUCCAUGAUCAGAAAUGAGACCAGAGAAGAACGUCUAAACUUGCUGAAAAUUGCAGCAGAGAAGCACCAAAACAUGUACCGCCUGGCUAUGACGGGCAAGGGAAUCGAUCGCCACCUGUUCUGUCUUUACGUGGUUUCCAAGUACCUGGGAGAAGACUCGGCUUUCCUUAAGGAGGUCCUGUCCGAGCCAUGGAGGUUAUCCACCAGUCAGACACCUCUGCAGCAGGUGGAACUGUUUGACUUGGUCCGACACCCUGAAUAUGUGUCGUCUGGAGGAGGAUUUGGACCAGUGGCGAAUGACGGUUACGGUGUGUCUUACAUCAUUGUCGGGGAAAACCUAAUCAACUUCCACAUCUCCAGCAAACACUCCAGCCCAGAAACGGACUCUCACCGCUUUGGCGCCAACAUCCGACGGGCCAUGUUGGACAUGCUGGACUUAUUCCAACUCGACAAGAAAGCAUCCAAGUGAUGUCCUAUCUCCUUUUCAACACGAAUUGCUGAUUCUUCCUAAAGCUGUACAGAAUCAAACAUACGGUUGGAUGAUUUAACUUCAUGUCAUAGAAGGGGUGUAAAAAAAAAAAAUUGAAUGACUGGGAUGUAUUCUUUACAAACCUUGCUUUCAUUUUAUGUGUGAGGUGUUUGUGUGUACACUGUACGCAUAUUGCAACGAUGGAUUGUAGUGGCCGUGCACAGAUAGUUUCUAUUUACAGGACUGUAUGCAGCAGUGCCUUAGCGACGACCCGCUUGUGUAAAAAGGGCAGUAAAAGGGAGGAGAGAUUAGAUGGGAGUUUGAUCCGAGCGGUAGCAUAUUUCAAUAUUUAAGGUUUGACGUUGCAAUGUGGUGCAGGAGGAGCUCCUUCUGCUUUUGUGUUUUAAUGUCUUUAGUUGCACACGACUCUGCCCUUAGCUCAUCACACUUCAACGGUUGCAAUCUGCUGAUUUUUAUCUUUAAAAGGGAAACUUCACUUUUCUAAAAAAAAAAAAAUGUUGCCUAUCAUGUACAAUCCUUAUGAGACAAGAACACGUACGGUAUCCAUCCAUCCAUCCAUCCAUUUCCUACCGCUUGUCCCUUUUGGGGGCGCUGGAGCCUAUCUCAGCUGCAUUCAGGCGGUAGGCGGGGUACACCCUGGACAAGUCACCACCUCAUCACAGCACAUACAGUAUGUCUUUUUUAAUGCAUGCUAACUUGUAAAUUAAAGUCUGCUUAUAUUGCAGUCAACGGGACGUCAUCUAUCAUAAAACCCAACAAAUAACCAUCCAAAAAGCGCUAACAAUACUCCAUUUACAUUUCAAGACCUUAUAUAUUAGCCAAGUAUUAAACAUAUUGCGCUAAUGUUAAGGACCUAUAUUGAGCGGAGCGUUGAUCAGAGAGAUGUCACUUCCUUAUUCUGCUGUAUUGACAUCAGCUAGUGAGCUGCUUUCUCGCCUCGGAGCUCGGGAAAGUUUAUUCCAAAAUACAAAUCAUGCUUCUCACCUGCAUAGUAAAAAGACGUGGACAUAAACUGAGAAGUUGGUAUACCUCUGACAGCCAAUUUAUACCCGGAAAUGGCAAAAAAAGACUCUAAAAGACGCUGGUUUGCAUCAUCUAAACGGGAAUAUAAUAAUAUCUUAACAGUUGGCAUCCUAGUGACAGCCAACAUUGUACAGUAAGUGAUGUUUUAUUAUGAAGUCUGCAGUGCGUAAUUAUCCUAAUUAUAUAUAUGUGAUGCGUUUUUUUUUUUUUUUUAACACGCCGCUGUAUGCUUAAAAUGAAACAAAAUACGUCAAUAUGAGAUUCUGAAUGUGCCCGUUACUACAUAUAUUCUUACAGAGUGUAUAUAAAAUACUGAUGGAAGUGUUUGGAUGUUUAUUUUAAGCUCAUUUUAGGCAAAAUAGAGCGCCUCCUAUUACGCCCAUUGUGAGCGGGACAAGUUAAAAUGCAUCCAUCCAUUUACCUACCGCUUGUCCCUUUUGGGGUCGCUGGAGCCUAUCUCAGCUGUAUUUGGGUGGUAGGCGGGGUACACCCUGGACAAGUCGCCACCUCAUUGCAGCACAUACAGUAUGUCUUUUUUAAUGCAUUCUAACUUGUAAAUUAAAGUCCGCUUAUAUUGCAGUCAACGGGACGUCCUCCAUCAUAAAACCCAACAAAUAGCCAUCCAAAAAGCGCUAACAUUUACAUUUCAUGACCUUAUAUAUUAGCCAAGUAUUAGCAUAUUGCGCUAACGUUCAGGACUUAUAUUUAGCGGAGCGUUGAUCAGGGAAAUGUCACUUAUGCUGCUGUAUUGACAUCAGCUAGUGAGUCGCUUUCUCGCCUUGGAGCUCGGGAACGUUUAUUCCAGAUUAUAUAUCACGCCUCUCACCUGGAUAGUAAAAAGACGUGGACAUAAACUGAGAAGUUAUGUCCAAUUUAUACCCGGAAAUGGCAAAACAAAAGAAUCGAAAAGACGCUGGUUUGCAUCAUCUAAGCGGGAAUAUAACAUCAUCUUAACAGUUGGCAUCCUAGUGACAGCCAACAUUGUACAGUAAGUGAUGUUUUAUUAUGAAGUCUGCAGUGCGUAAUUAUCAGUGAUGUUAAAUGAAGAGUCGGACGUUGUGAUGCGUUUUUUUUAAUUAUUUAACACGCCGCUGUAUGCUUAAAAUGGGCAAAAUACGUCAAUAUGAGAUUACAUACAGAGUGUAUAUAAAAUACUGAUGGAAGUGUUUGGAUGUUUAUUUUAAGCUCAUUUUAGGCAAAAUAUAGCGCCUCCUAUUAAGCCCAUUUUGAGCGGGACAAGUUAGAAUCCAUCCAUCCAUCCAUUUUUUGUCCCUUUUGGGGUCGCUGGAGCCUAUCUCAGCUGCAUUCAGGCAGUAGGUGGGGUACACCCUGGACAAGUCGCCACCUCAUCGCAGACAAGUUAGAAUGCAUUAAAAAAAAAAGAAAAAACAUGUAUUUUUGUCUUCCAUAAGGAUUGUGAACGAUAGGUCAAAUUCCAAAAAGCGUGGUUCCCCUUUUAGCGUUUGAAUACUCCAAAUCAGGAGUUCGAUUCCUGCAAAUAUCAAGUGAGCUCUGGUGUCCUUUUCUGAUUCAUGCGCACACAUGGAACGUGAUUGUACGGUACAGCGACUAACGUUUGCCUUGUUCCUAUCCUCCGUUUAGACUGACUUGUACUUGUGCGGCAAUCCUGGUAGAAAAUGCAGUAUUUUGAUGAGACAUUUGCUCAUGUUGUCCGUGCAUAUUUGCAAUCAUCCUGCAGGUGUGUCCAUCGCUCCAGCCCAAACACGCCCAUAAAGAGAGGUGCUGUCAUGCAUAGGAAUGCAUUUUAUUAUGGAUAUGUUGUCAGUACGUUUUAUUUAUUUGUAUCUCUUAACUUCUUGAGGCGUACAGCAAACGGAUUUAGACGGUCUCUUUCCACAUUUAUGCUGACACGGAUCUUUUUUGGCGAUGUGUUUUAGUUGUAUGACUUAUAAGAGUAGACGUCAUGUUUACACUGCUGCAUGGUGUGUUUUUUUUUUUUUUCUUUUCUGGAAAUAAUGCUGUAUAUGUUUGCUUCUAAUUUAAGAUUUCAGAUGACAAGCAGCUGGUACAAACCGAAAGAGGUUUAACAAUAAAGUGAAUGUCAGACAGCUGUAUGAA
This is a messenger RNA of Nerophis ophidion (straightnose pipefish), 5644 nucleotides long. RefSeq names its product carnitine palmitoyltransferase 1Ab (liver) (gene cpt1ab). Bases 200 to 2521 code for a protein of 773 amino acids. The record is from RefSeq and is a predicted model, not a curated record. Gene Ontology annotation, biological process: carnitine metabolic process; fatty acid metabolic process. Gene Ontology annotation, molecular function: carnitine O-palmitoyltransferase activity. Gene Ontology annotation, cellular component: mitochondrion. The transcript has 19 exons. Lineage: Eukaryota; Metazoa; Chordata; Actinopteri; Syngnathiformes; Syngnathidae.